Molecule: messenger RNA, 1590 nt
Organism: Colletotrichum higginsianum IMI 349063
Lineage: Eukaryota; Fungi; Ascomycota; Sordariomycetes; Glomerellales; Glomerellaceae
Product: Hexose transporter
Exons: 8
Coding region: 1-1590 (529 amino acids)
Biological process (GO): carbohydrate transport; transmembrane transport
Cellular component (GO): membrane
Molecular function (GO): carbohydrate:proton symporter activity
Source: RefSeq, a predicted model, not a curated record
AUGGUUCGGUUCGGUGUGGUGUCAGCUUCACCUGGCGAGUUACGCCUCUACUUCCUGUGCCUCUACUUUGGCAUCGGUGCUUCAGUAUGGGGAUACAAUAUUGGGGUCAUGUCCUCAGUUCUUUUCAACGUUGGUUUCGACGAUGCCACAGGCCACCUGUCUAUGGGCAUGAAGGGCAUCAUCAUCAGCGUCUACUACAUCGGAACAUUCUUCAGUUACCUUCUCGUUUCUCACCCUAUCAGUGACUGGCUUGGGCGUCGGUACGCAGCCCUGUCUGGGACCGUCGUCGUGUGCCUAGGGGCCAUCUUGCAAGCCGUCAGCAAUGGCGCCACCGGCGUUGGUACCAUGAUCGCUGGUAGAGUCAUCAGUGGACUCGGCGUGGCCAUCGUCUCGACUUCGGUGCCUCUUUACCAGGCUGAGAUCUCGCCGGCACAGAAACGCGGCCAUUUCGUGACAGUGAACCACGUUGGAUUCAUCGCUGGUAUCGCCACGGGUCUUUGGGUUGGUUUCUUCAUGAGAUUCUGGCGAUCAAGUGCAGGAUAUUUCUGGGGUUGGCGAUUGUCCAUCUUGCUCGAGAUAGUUCCGGCCCUCGUUUUUGGACUCGGGUUGCCAUGGAUCCCCGAAACACCGCGAUGGCUUGUUGAGCAUGGCCGAAAAGACCAAGCGCGUUCGACCCUUCGUUGGCUUCGUGAGGGUAGUUUCGACGACGAUCAGAUCGAACAGGAAUUCGCCGGAAUUACCCAUGAUGUCAACGAGUAUCACCUGUCUGGCACCAACUGGCUUUCUCUAUUUAGAGAGAAACCUUUGUUUGCCCGUCUGUGGCGCGCGACCUUGCUACAGUUUAUGGCCCAGAUCUGCGGUGCAUCCGGCAUAAAAUACUACCUUCCGUUUCUGUUGGAACGUCUUGGGCUGGAUAUGAGGGUUGCUUUGAUGACGAGCGCCAUUGAGAUGACAAUCAAGAUUUUCUUUACCGUUCUCGAGAUGUUCAUCAUUGAUCGUUUUGGGCGAAGAAAUUGUCUCGCUGCUGGCUGUGUGGUCAUGGCUUUCUCACUAUUGAUCAACGGAGCUGUGCCUCUUGCGUAUGGGCACGAACUCAGUGAUGCUGCCAGUGUGGUUUGCAUUGUUUUCAUUUUUGUCUACGCCAUGGGCUUCUCCGUAGGGUUUGGGCCGGCUGCUUGGGUGUACAAUACAGAGAUCUUCCCCACAGCGGUACGAGCUCGCGGACUCAACUUUGCUUCGGUGGGCGGCUCUAUUGGGGCCGGUAUCGUCAGCAUGAUCUGGAGUUACGGUAUGGCAGUCUUGGGCAGCAAUUCGUACUUUGUGUUCAUGGUCAUAAACAUCAUCUGCAUCCCGGUACGUAAAUCAGGGCCUGCUAUUCUCGUCUUUUCCAGACACACUAACAUUGUCUACGAGACUAUCUACACUUUUCUUCCGGAAACUAAGGGCCGCGAGCUUGAGGACAUGGACGCACUCUUUGGGGCCGUCGAUAAGCCAAGGACCAACGGCGAAGACGCCUUUGCACAUCUCCUGCGGGACGACGCUCCCUACAGGGAUUCUGAGGAUUCGGCACCUGAUACGACGAGAGAUUAG